Molecule: messenger RNA, 1050 nt
Organism: Chlorella variabilis
Lineage: Eukaryota; Viridiplantae; Chlorophyta; Trebouxiophyceae; Chlorellales; Chlorellaceae
Exons: 7
Biological process (GO): heme A biosynthetic process
Cellular component (GO): mitochondrial inner membrane
Molecular function (GO): oxidoreductase activity, acting on NAD(P)H, heme protein as acceptor
Source: RefSeq, a predicted model, not a curated record
UGGCUGGGCGUCUGCAGCGCCUGGGUGUUUGUGCUGGUGGUGGUGGGCGGCAUCACGCGCCUCACCCGCUCCGGCCUGUCCAUGACCUCCUGGAAGUUCACGGGGGAGAAGCCGCCCAGCACAGAGGCGGAGUGGGAGGAGGAGUUUGGGCGGUACCGUGCCACGCCCGAGUACCUGCGCACCAACCAGGGCAUGACCGUGGAUGAGUUCAAGUUCAUCUACUUUUGGGAGUGGGGCCACCGCAUGUGGGGGCGCGCCCUGGGCCUGGUUGUGGCGCUGCCUGCCGCCUACUUUGCGUCUCGCGGCAUGAUCAACCGCCCGCUGGGCCGCCGCCUUUCGCUGCUGUUCCUCAUGGGGGGCAUGCAGGGCCUGGUGGGGUGGUGGAUGGUGCGCAGCGGCUUCCGGGAACCUGAGGAGAAUGAGGUGCCGCGCGUGAGCACGUACCGCAUGGCGGGCCACCUGGCCUCCGCCUUUGCCAUCUACAGCACCCUGGUGUGGACCACGCUCAGCGUGGCGGUACCGCUGCCGCCCGUGGUGGCUGCGGGGCCAGAAGCCGCGCACGCCGCGCGCCUGCUGGCGCGCUGGGCCCACCCGCUGGCGGCCGUCAUCGGCAUCACCGCCAUGAGCGGCUGCUUUGUGGCCGGGAAGGAUGCUGGGCGCGCCUACAACACCUGGCCCGACAUGAACGGCGAGUGGAUACCUUCAGAGUACUGGAGCGAGCGGCUGCCGGCCCUGCGCAACCUGUUUGAGAACACGGCGGCUGUGCAGUUCAACCACCGCAUGCUGGCAUACACCAGCCUGGCGGGCGUGGUGGGCAUGUGGCGCUACGGCUCCCAGCUGCCCGCCCUGCCCAGGGCGGCCCGCCUCUGCCUGCACGCGCUGGCUGCCGCCACCGCCGGACAGGUGGCCCUGGGCAUCACCACCCUGCUCACCUAUGUGCCCGUGUCGCUGGGAGCCGCCCACCAGGGCGGCGCCAUGGUGCUGUUCACGCUCAUGCUGGGCCUGCUCUACUCCAUCAAGCCCGCCCCCUCGCUGGGCACAUUCAAGUGA